This is a messenger RNA of Trematomus bernacchii (emerald rockcod), 1204 nucleotides long. RefSeq lists its product as uncharacterized. Lineage: Eukaryota; Metazoa; Chordata; Actinopteri; Perciformes; Nototheniidae. The record is from RefSeq and is a predicted model, not a curated record. Bases 372 to 1148 code for a protein of 258 amino acids. The transcript is spliced from 7 exons.
UAAUGCAAAGGCACAAACUUGGUCUCACUUUGGCGUGACAUUUAUCGAAGGGAAACAGAAUGGGAUUAAAAUGGUGUUUGUUUUUGAUAGUAAACAGUGUUUUUGUGUUGCUCCUGCAGUGUCAGCACGGUGCAAUAGUCCCGCGACAGUAUUAUGAUGAUCUACUAUACUGCAGCUGCAGUGUCGAGGAACUGCUGCUGCUGAGCCCAUCAUCUUCAAACCCACAACAUGAGCUGCAGUCAUGGCAACCAUGUAUGACUGGCAGAAAACAGACUGCAGUGUCUGAGCUCCAGUCGACCUGGACGCUUCAGAGCAUGAACACACUCCUAUGGGCAGACGAAGAGUUGUGAUUUUGAGACACCAGGGCAACCAUGACUGUGAGGCACACAAUUAAGCAUCUGGCUUACCAUCCAAUGCGUUCUAGAAACAAACAUCUGCAGCAGAAAUGGGACAAGGCUUCAUAUGAAUUACACAGGGAAAAGGUGAGGUCAGCCAAACCAACAAUAAACACAACUCCACAAGAGACCUAUCGUCACCUUGUCAACAAACUGAAGACCAAAAAGCUUAAAGAAGAAAGGACAAUGACGAGGGAAAACAAUAUGCUUGAGGAAACAAUUUCACGCAUCAUGAAGACAACUGGAAGAGUUGACAACAGGAAUUAUUAUGAGCGAAAAAGCCUUGGCAAGGAGAAGCGACAGCUGGAGUUGCUCCGCAUUACCAAGGAGAAUCAAAUGAUACUGCUCCGUCUGAGUCAAUGCAAGUCACACUAUAAUGUGAGGAGCUGGCAUGACGACUGGCUCAAAACUCUCAAGUUGAUGGAUAGCAUAGCACGUUACCCACAGGGAAGGACAAAUCAAAAGGGACAAGAGAAGCGCAGUGAUUGUAAUAAAGAACAAAAGAUCAGCGCGGGUGAGUCGACAAACAGCCCUUCAAGCAAAAAGGCCAAGGGCAAAGCAGAAUCUAAGGAAAAGAGAAAAGAAACCAUAGAAAGAAGACUGACCCUGAACCAAAUCCACCAAAGGAAUCCACCAGAUACAGCUGAGAAUCCUGGUUCCUCUGACACCAAUCAAAUAACAGAUCCAUUGCCUCACACUGCUAAAAUUCUCUCUGCCGAUGGAUCUAAAAUGCCCAGCACUCUUCAAACCUAAAACACUCCAGCAGGAGACUUCAAGUCCUGCAGAGGAAUAAAAUGCCUUCUUCUACA